This is a messenger RNA of Acanthocheilonema viteae, 1173 nucleotides long. Lineage: Eukaryota; Metazoa; Nematoda; Chromadorea; Rhabditida; Onchocercidae. The record is from the annotation of a GenBank genome assembly.
AUGAAUUAUUUGGCUGAACUGAUCUCGUCGAAUAUACUAAAUGGAUUAAUUCGACAUGGCAGACCGUUGUUACUACCGUCAAAGCUAGCCGGAUGCUGUUUCCAUGGAAUUACUACUGCACCUGUAACGUCUUUUAUGAUAGAAUGGACAGAAAAGAAAGGUUGGUCUCGACCCUUAAUAUGUCCACUUCAUGACCUAGUGGUGCAUCCUGCUGCAAAGGUUCUCCAUUAUGCGGUUGAACUGUUCGAAGGUAUGAAAGCAUACAGAUGUGAUGAUAAUAAAAUUAUUCUAUUUCGUCCGGAAAAAAACAUGGAGCGCAUGUAUCGUAGUGCAGCUCGAGCUGCUCUACCGACAUUCGAUAAAAAUGAAUUGAAAAAACUUAUUUGUGAAUUGGUAAAUAUUGAUGCAGACUGGGUACCUACAUCACCUGGCUCACUCUACAUUCGUCCUACGAUUAUCGCUACGGAGCCAACUCUUGGAGUAUCAUAUUCACAGCAAGCUUUACUUUUCGUAUUAACUGGCCCAGUUGGACAAUACUUCCCGACAGGAUUCAAACCUAUUUCAUUGUAUGCUGAUCCGACUUAUUGUCGAUCAUUUCCUGGUGGUGUUGGACAGUACAAAAUGGGCUGUAAUUAUGCGCCAACGAUAUUAAUCAGUAAAAUAGCGGCUUCAAAAAACUGCCAACAGGUAUUGUGGUUAUAUGGUGAAGAGGAAUGGAUUACAGAAAUAGGAGCAAUGAAUAUCUUCAUGUACUGGAAGAAUGAACAAGGAGAUGACGAAUUAGUAACAGCACCACUGUGCGAUGGAAUAAUACUACCAGGCGUUACCAGGGAUACAAUUUUGCAUUUGGGAAGGCAGAUGAAUGAUAUUAAAGUUACUGAACGUUAUGUUCAAGUUGGAGAAAUACGACGAGCCAUCAAGGAAGGAAGGAUGUAUGAAAUGUUUGGCACCGGUACAGCAUGCGUCGUUUGUCCAGUGGAUCGAAUUUUAUAUGAAAAUCCGUCUACAGGAAAUUGUGAGGAAAUGGUAAUACCAACGAUGACCCACGAGCCCAACCUUAUGCAAAAAUUUCACCAAACAAUAAUUGACAUACAGUACGGGAAGAUCAAAAUGCCAGAAUGGACGAUGGAAGUUACCUCAUUUUCUCGGUCAACUACAUCCACUACUUUUUGA